GAGGCAGCGAGGGCUCGGCAGGUCCCUGUCCCCAGCCCCGCCAUGGCCGCACGGACCGUCCCCCACGCCCACCCCAUGAGCUCCGAGUACGAGUUUGCCAACCCCAGCAAGAUCUACGACCAGAACUUUGGAGAAGGUGUGUCCCCGUCUGAGAUUUUAGCCCCUGCCCUGUACCACGGCUACUACAUCAGGCCUCGGAUCAACAAGCAGCUGGACCGGGGCACCUCCGAGAUCUGCCUGAACGAGCACAAAUUCCAGGUGUUCCUGGACGUCUGCCAGUUCCUGCCCGACGAGCUCAGCGUCCGCACCGUGGACAACCUGCUGGAGGUGGUGGGCCAGCACCCCCAGAAGGCUGAUCGCCACGGCUUCAUCGCCAGGGAGUUCACCAGGACCUACAUCCUCCCUCUGGACGUCGACCCCUUGCUGGUGAGGGCCACCCUGUCCCACGAUGGCAUCCUGAGCAUCGUGGCUCCCCGCACCGGCAGGGAGCUGAAGGCCAAAGUCAACGAGGUGAAGAUAACGCAGGAGGAGCAGCCAGUGGGGAAAGAAGAGCAGCCCGAGGAAGGAAAAGAGAAGGAGAAGUCCUAAAGGCCCCAGGUGUGGGCUUGCACUGGGAAGGUGGGGGGGACAGGGAUGGGGAAUCCACGGUGACAGACUCGUGUUUCUCACCAUCGGUGUUUAGCAGGGCUCUGAGGCAGCCAGACUGCUGCUUCCCAAGGCUGAUGGCUGGAAAAAAGGGACUUGGAGCUGAAAACAGAGGGGGACUGAAGUGCUAGUGUGAGGGAGUGGGUGUAAUGCGAGUUUUCUCCUAGCUCAAGUGCUCAUGGAGCACCAGGCAGGGUGCUCUUCUCUCAGCCCAAAAGACCAGGGCCACUCUUACCCCAAACUGUGAGGCUGUGCCACAGGGGACUGUGAAACAGCUGCUGUGCUCUAGCCCAGGAGGGAAGAGGGAAGAGAUGAUCCCAGUGCCUUGCCUGUGAGCUGGUGGCUGAGCUUUGUGGACAUGGGAGGUGCUUGUUGGUCUGUAAAAGUGCCUGCAGUUCUCAGGAGGGAGGAGGAAUAAACCUGCCUCUGGUCUUCUCUU
Messenger RNA from Chiroxiphia lanceolata (lance-tailed manakin), 1084 nucleotides. It is a transcript of the gene HSPB2, whose product is annotated as heat shock protein family B (small) member 2. NCBI's taxonomy places the organism in Eukaryota, Metazoa, Chordata, Aves, Passeriformes, Pipridae. The coding region runs from base 43 to 588 and encodes 181 amino acids. Gene Ontology annotation, molecular function: protein folding chaperone; structural constituent of eye lens. The record is from RefSeq and is a predicted model, not a curated record. The transcript has 2 exons. Gene Ontology annotation, biological process: response to heat; protein refolding.